AACAUGUGACUGUGUGUGACUUUUACAAAUGAUCAAAUUCUAAAACGCUUACACAUCGUGAAGAGAGGAGUCUAUUUUAAUUGAGGAUGGCUUAAGCGUCAUCGACAUCAACCCUCGAGAGACAGCCCUCAGCCCAGACUCGAGACAGUGGAAACAGGACCCAGCACUGAACCUGGCGCCAAGCCACUGAGAGUGACCAGAUGGCGGGUCUGGUGCAUGAAAAUGGCAGGAGAGACAUCAUUAUUCUAGUGCUCCUUUCUUCUCUCAUCGGAGCUGUCAGCAGUGAGAGUACUGGUACAGAAACGUGCGCAACAAAAUAUAGAGAUUGCUUUUGCGAAGACAGCCACUGCUUCUUCCUUGUUGAUAAAAAUAUGACCUUCAGCUCUUCUGAGCAGUAUUGUCGUGGACAAGGCGGACAUUUAGCGACAGUUCGGAGUGCCAACAUGCAGCGGAGACUACAUGGGAUAGCUGGAGAAAGACGUGUUUGGAUUGGUGCAAGGGAACACGUGAUGUCGACAUGGACGUGGUUGGAUGGAUCUUCAUAUAUCCCAAGUGGUUUCAAUCAAUUUGAUACCUCAAACAGCGAGUCCACAGCUGUGAUGCUUUUAAGGAGCAGGGGGCAGUGGACUUGGAAAUCAAGCUCUAAAUUCGGAGAAAAAGGUUUUAUUUGCGAAACAGGUAAACUUGAACUGAACUGUACUCCCAGCAAUGACGAUAACGUCGUGGUAUAUGAAUUGGAUGGUCGUUGUAUUGUAUUCAGUCUAGGCAAGAAGUACUACUCGUGGUAUCAAGCGAGGCAAACAUGUAACAGCUUCAAUGCAGAUCUCAUAAAAAUGGCAACCGAAGAAAUUCAGACAAAACUUUGGUCGGUUUUUGGUGUUUUGGCGCCUGACGAGCGUUGGAUUGGACUGCGGAAUAAUGUAUGGAGAUGGGAGUAA
Molecule: messenger RNA, 938 nt
Organism: Lingula anatina
Lineage: Eukaryota; Metazoa; Brachiopoda; Lingulata; Lingulida; Lingulidae
Product: lymphocyte antigen 75-like
Source: RefSeq, a predicted model, not a curated record